AAACUGUGAUAUGUGAAUAGAGACCAUUUUUGAAAAGAAUGGAGGAAAAAGCAGAAAGUCCUGAUACUGAUCAAGAAACAAAGGCAGGCAAACCCCAUUACUCUUAUUAUUCAUCUGAAUUUGGAGCUACACCACAGUCUUCUGGCAGGUCAUCAUCAGUUAGUGUUUCUUCGCCGGCAAGUAUUAGGGAGGAAAGUCUUAAAAAGCAAAUUUCGAAUAGCCAAGUGCAUCAGCAAGCCCCUAAAAAACCAAGCCCUAAGGGUCUACCAAACAGAAAGGGAGCCCGAGUCGGAUUUCGCUCCCAAAGCCUCAACAGAGAGCCAGUUCGGAAGGAUCCUGACCUUGUUACAAAACGGGUGCUUUCUGCCAGACUGCUAAAAAUCAAUGAGUUACAGAAUGAAGUAACUGAACUUCAGGUCAAGUUGGCCGAUCUGCUGAAAGAAAAUAAGACUUUGAAAAGGCUUCAGUAUAGACAAGAGAAAGCCCUGAAUAAGUUUGAAGAUACAGAAAAUCAAAUCUCACAGCUUAUUAUUCGUCAUAACAAUGAGAUUACAUCAUUGAAAGAACGCUUAAGAAAGUCUCAGGAGAAAGAGCGGGCCACUGAGAAAAGAGUGAAAGAUACAGAAGGUGAGCUAGUUAGGACAAAAUUUUCGUUAGAGAAACUGAAAAAGAUCUCUGAAGCUAGACACCUACCUGAACGAGAUGAUUUGGCAAAGAAACUAGUUUCGGCAGAGUUAAAGUUAGAUGACACUGAGAGAAGAAUUAAGGAACUAUCAAAAAACCUUGAGCUAAGUACUAACAGUUUCCAGCGACAGUUGCUUGCUGAAAGGAAAAGGGCAUAUGAAGCUCAUGAUGAAAAUAAAGUUCUUCAAAAGGAAGUACAACGACUCUAUCAUAAAUUGAAGGAAAAAGAGAGAGAACUGGAUAUUAAAAACAUAUAUUCUAAUCGUCUGCCAAAGUCCUCUCCAAAGAAGGAAAAAGAACUUGCAUCAAGAAAAAAUGCUGCCUGCCAGAGUGAUUUUGCAGAUCUGUGCACAAAAGGAGUACAAACCAUUGAGGACUUUGAGCUGGAAGACUUUUCUAUAACCCCACAAACAAUUAUGUGUUAUGAAAAUAAAUGGGAGGAUCCUGAACAUCUUCCUUUGGACCUUGCAUCUCAAAAGGAAGAUGAGCAUGAAGAAGUAGCACUUCUAAGCCCAACUGUGGAAAAAGAAGAAAAAUUCCUUAAAGAUCAAGGAUCCCUUAUUGUAAAACAGGAGGCUGAGAAGCUGAAGAAUGAAUGGGACAGAGAAGAACUUGAUAAAAGGCAAAAAGCAAUGACAUCUCUAUUGGAGAGGAAAGAAGCACCAGAGUUGGAACCCAGAAGGUACCAAAUGGAAAUGUACCAGGUUCAGAAUAUUGAUACUCUGGAAGAAGAGGAAGAAGAAAGAUUGAAGAGAGAAAUGCUACUGGCUAAACUGAAUGAAAUCAACAGAGAACUCCAAGAUUCUAGGAAUAUGAAAAGUCCUUCUCUUCCAUUGCUACCUGACUUAAAAUCAAAACUGUACUCUCCAGAGAGAGGCUCCAGACCAUCCAUGUUCUCUGAAUCCUCAGAGAAAUUUUUUAAUGGACAUCGUUUGCAAGAUAAUAGUUUUUUGACUCCAAAGGAAGAGGGUCAGAAUCCAGGAAAUGCUAGAAGCCCAGUCUCUCCACAAGGGUUUGCAUUUGGUAGCUAUGUGCCUUCAUUUGCCAAAACACCAGGGAAGUCAAAUCCAUUUAUCCCAAAGAGUAACCUUUUGGAUUUCCAAAGAAACAGUAUGGAAACCUCUAGUAAAGACAAUAUAGAUUUCAUUACAAGAAAGGAGAAGAAAGCUAGUCUGAUGGAACAGCUCUUUGGUGCAAGUGGCAGCAGCACCCUUUCCUCUAAAAGCAGUGACCUGAAUUCUCUAGCCGCAAGCAAAGGAGACUUUGACCCUUCGAGUUUUCUCCCUGGAGAGAAAAGCAGCAGAGUGAGAGACUAUGAUGAAGAUGAAGACUUUUUCUUCAGUGAAGGGAAAAAUUUGAAUCCAAAUAGACACCGAUUAAAACAUGCAAACAAACCAGCAGUAAAAGCAGUUGAUUCUAUAGAAGAUGAAAUUGAAGAAGUGGCACUGAGAUGACUGACUAGAGUAUACAUUUUUAAUUGUAAAUAUCAAAGUAUUUUUUUACUGUAUUUAUUAUAAGCAUUUAAGAUUUUAGAGAGUCGUACUUAAGAAAUUAUUUUUGAUAGCUAAAUGCAGUGCAGUUAGAAAGAAGUAAAUGACAUCUCUAUGCCACAGAGUUUGCCAAGAAUUAAGGAGACUAAUUUGAAUGAAAUCAAAACUAGAUAUACAUCUUACUUCUAUUUGACCUUAAAUGCAGCUUUAACUUCCUAAACCAAUUCUAUGGGGAAUCUUACUUCACUGGAAGUUAUAUUCAUUUCCUACUUUUAUCCUUACUUAUUUAUUUGUUAGUUUUUGAGCAUAUCCUCACUGAGCUAACUGCAGGAAUAAUAUUAAGGAUGAGAAACUUUGAAUUCGAAAGUAUAAAUCCCACAUGGUGGAGAACCAGUGCUACUUGGGAAACCUACCCUUUGAGUAAGUCAAGGGUCCCUGUCUGCCGUGGCAAAGCUGAGUUACUCUUCAGAGACAGCAGUGAUGAUAGCGAAAUUUCACACACUCUGGAAGUACCCACAAUUAAACAUGACUCAUUUUCCGAUCACCAUAUAUGGAAAUCACUUAGGUACAACUCUAUUAGCAUGUCGGUUUAAUUUCAGAAAACAUUUCUCUACAUGAGUAGUUCUCCUCUGUCUCCCCCUUAAAUUUCCUUCCUGUGUAAUCCCUCUUCUUUGUUCUUCUACACUCUUUGUAGCUCACUGACUGCAUGUAAGAUUUCAUACCACAUACAAGGAGUAGAAGAAAUUUUUGUCCUUAUAAAAAAUGUUUUGACUCAAAUUAUGUUUACAGAAUGAUAUUCACGUAAAACUUUUAGUGUGUACUUAACAAAAAGACUUGAACUUGGCCACAAACCAAGAAGACAGCAAUAGUAUAUCACUACUUGGCUUGUAAGAUUAAUUUUAAAGCAAACUGUGUAACGUUGUUUUAGAGAUGGAGCUUCUGCCUUGCUGUGUAGGGUACGUAGUUUUCUGUUGAAAUGCAUUGGUCUUCUUAUGGCUGUUUGUACUUCACUUCAGCUGCAAAGAAAUUGAUGACCUUGGAUUGUGCUGAGUGUGACUGACCUUUAAGAAGCAGUAAUACACCAUCAACCAAGGAGAAAACACUUUUAAAAUGAAGAGUGGCGAAAAUAGUCUGUGGGAAGAAUAAAAUUCUUAGAUUGGCACUUAUCCUACAGUGAACUGUUUUUUUCAAGAGUUUACUAUGUAAUUGUUCAUUGUGUGAUUUCUGAUGCCAAGCAUGCAUGCUCAUGAGGAAAAGGGUUACUGUUUAUUGAAUUCUUAUGAAUGCUUAUUGUUGAGUAUCAUUAUAUGGCUAUUUGAUAAGACUCACCUGGUAGGGUCUCUAAUUGAAAAAUGCACACUUUGUCAUCCUUCAAAUUGUGUUCCUGUCAUUUAUUGGGAACAUAUUCUUUAUAAAGUACUAAACUAUUGAAAUAAUUUUUUCCUAAAGAGAGUUUUAUAUGUGAAAUUAAGCACUUACUAUGCUAUAAAUCAUUCUAAUAUAUAUGAAACACUGUUAUUUGUAAUGCAGUCCUUGAUAAACUAUUAUGUAUUGUUACUUUUGUUUAUAGCUGCUAAUUUUUCUGCCAAAUGUAUUCUAGCUUUUGUUUUAUUUAAAAGUUUAAACAAAUUUUUUAGUAAAGUUUUAUAUAUUCAGGUAAUUUAAAUCAGUUUCUUGCUGCUUUUUAACCAAAACGGUCUUUUAACCAAAUGCGCCAAGAUGGAGUUAUUAAAACUAAAAUUAAGUUGUAGACUUAAAUGUAUUAUGGUGUUAAGCAUUACACUUGGAAAUUGAAAUGAAUAGAACAGAUUUUUCUUUACAAGCAAAGCUUAGAGGAUGGAUUUUUUUUUAAAUAUCAAGUUUCUUUGUACUUAAAACUCUUAAUUAAUAAAAGUUUAAAAAAUCAGUGUGACUAUUUGAAUGAUACCUUAGCUUGCUUAGUAAUUACAUGACAGAAAUGUUGGAACCUACAAGGUUCAUUUUUAUUCCAUUAUUCACCUUUGUUUUUUGUUGUCCAGUAUUUUUAGUUGAAGUACAUGAAUUUGCCUUAAAUCAGGUUACACAGCAUUUUAUUCCUCUUAAAUAAUCAGUUUUAAUUAACCCUUUCACCCUUAGCAACUAUGGUAAUGGCACAUGUUGCUUAUAUUUUUAAAAAGGCAAGAGCAGGCAGAAUUCAUUUGAAUUGUAAAAUAAACACAAACUUGUUUCA
This is a messenger RNA of Ochotona curzoniae (black-lipped pika), 4383 nucleotides long. It is a transcript of the gene LCA5, whose product is annotated as lebercilin LCA5. Gene Ontology annotation, cellular component: axoneme. The record is from RefSeq and is a predicted model, not a curated record. The coding region runs from base 39 to 2138 and encodes 699 amino acids. Gene Ontology annotation, biological process: intraciliary transport. The transcript has 7 exons. Lineage: Eukaryota; Metazoa; Chordata; Mammalia; Lagomorpha; Ochotonidae.